Messenger RNA from Funneliformis caledonium, 475 nucleotides. Lineage: Eukaryota; Fungi; Glomeromycota; Glomeromycetes; Glomerales; Glomeraceae. The record is from the annotation of a GenBank genome assembly.
CGUCGGAGCAUUACUGUGGGAAAUUGCAGAAUUAAGAAAACCUCAUUCUGAUCUAGAUAAAUCAGAAAUACUCGGUAGUAUUAGAAAACGUAUGCAAGAAAAGUAUUAUGAACCAUUUUCAGAUGAUGUGCCUGGUGAAUGGAAACAAAUUGUAUCUAGAGCUAUGGAGUAUGAACCAGCGUGGCGUUCUACUAUUUCUUGUAUUUGUCGCGAUCUUUAUAAUUUGAUAGGUCCUCGUGAAUACACUAGUUCCAAUUCUAAUUUGGAAAAUAAAGUCUCAACGCCCAAUUAUUCUUCAGAGAGUUACAAGGAAAAUAUAUCAACUAAUAAUAAUCAAAGUUCAUCACCCGUUACUUUAACAAUUCUCCCUGUUGGAGAUGCAAUUCGCGAACACAAAUCCAGCAAUGGAAGCAAACAAGUUGCAUGGAAUAGUUUUAAAUUUCACUCAAUAACCAAUGUUGAGGCAAGAUAUUGG